Molecule: messenger RNA, 1907 nt
Organism: Durio zibethinus
Lineage: Eukaryota; Viridiplantae; Streptophyta; Magnoliopsida; Malvales; Malvaceae
Product: expansin-A6
Biological process (GO): plant-type cell wall organization
Cellular component (GO): extracellular region
Source: RefSeq, a predicted model, not a curated record
CUCAAUAAGUACCCCCACCUUCUUCUCGCUUUCCAUUCGCCCCUAAAUUAACAAACCACCAUUUCUCCCUCUUUCUAUAUUUUUCUUCUUUUUUCUCUUUGAAAAAGAAAACAAUGGCUGCUGCUACUUCUUCCUUGAGUGUGCUCUGCUUUGCUUCAUUACUGUCCUUUUUGGCUGUGGUGAAUGCAAGAAUCCCUGGAGUUUACUCUGGUGGCUCUUGGGAAACCGCCCAUGCUACCUUUUAUGGUGGCAGUGAUGCUUCUGGAACAAUGGGCGGUGCAUGUGGGUAUGGGAAUCUCUACAGUCAAGGUUAUGGGGUGAACACAGCAGCUUUAAGCACAGCACUUUUCAACAACGGCCUCAGCUGUGGUGCUUGCUUUGAGAUUAAGUGUGCAAAUGAUCCAAGGUGGUGUCACCCUGGCAGCCCUUCCAUUUUUGUCACUGCAACUAACUUUUGCCCUCCUAACUAUGCUCUCCCAAGUGACAAUGGCGGCUGGUGCAACCCACCACGCCCUCACUUUGACCUUGCCAUGCCUAUGUUCCUCAAGAUCGCUGAGUACCGUGCUGGUAUUGUCCCUGUCUCUUUCCGAAGAGUGCCGUGCCGAAAGCGAGGGGGAAUCAGAUUCACCGUCAACGGAUUUCGUUACUUCAACUUGGUUUUGGUCACCAACGUCGCGGGAGCAGGGGAUAUCGUGAAGGUUAGCGUUAAAGGAACCAAAACUGCUUGGUUGAGCAUGAGCCGUAACUGGGGUCAGAACUGGCAGUCAAACGCCGUUUUGGUGGGCCAGGCACUCUCGUUUAGAGUAUUGGGCAGUGAUAAACGAACUUCCACCUCCUGGAACGUGGCACCAGCUAAUUGGCAGUUCGGCCAAACCUUCAUGGGAAAGAAUUUUCGCUAUUGAAAGACAGACAGUCACAGUUCCCCCUCUUUCCUUCAAUUUUUAUUGUCACUUCUUUAAUUAACCUUUUCUUUUUAAUCUUUGUUUCCCGCCCUUCAAUUUUCCUUUAUUUUCCCCGGAAAAUUCGAUGUGGUGGGUGGGGUGGGUAAAAGUAAAAAUGUGGUCAAAAUGGGGUUUUUGGUAGGAUUUACGGCAAAGAAAGUAACAGAUAGGAAAGUGACUAAAAGUAAACUAUGUGUGGUAACUUUUUUAUUUUUUUCUUUUGUUUGUCAUUGAGCUGGUGGUAAUAGUAAAAAAUCCAGCCAAUGGUGAAAAGGUUGCAAGGGGGAGCUGAAGCGGCUGCAAAUCAAAGAAAGCAUGUGGCCCGCAGCUCUUGGUCAUAUAGUAAUUUUCCAUUUUUACUGCUACUAUAUAAAUGUAAUACGGUACUUUCUUCUACUAUAUUAAUGUAUUUGCUUGUUCCAUUUGUCUCAAUUUGAUUUUGCACCCUUCAAACAUCAAUGAAUGUAAUGUAGUAGUUAUGACCAUAUUGAAGGAAUUGAGAAAAGUAUUUGAAGCUAGGCAUCCAUAAAAGGUAACUGGAAAGUAGGCCUUCCAUAAAGUACACAGGUCGGUGGAUAGUGCAGAAAGACCAUGUGAUGCUAGACUGUCACUCUGCUGGUGCUGUCUAUUUAUCUUUUCCUUUUAUUGUUUUUCAUCUUCCCAUGGCUCCACCCUUGGGUUUCCACCUUGUUUGGUGCCCUUGAUAAUUGGCAUUCCCUCACGUCUUUUCAUGUUUCAUUGCCUUUGGUUUUUUACUCAGGGUAGCAAUAGCAUAGCACAAUCAUUUUCUCUCAGCGCCCAAACAUCCUUUUUACGGUUCAACUUUUGAAGUUGUAUAGCGAGGGCAGAGGUUCAAUUCUUCUAAAAUUGGCAAACCAACUCAUUAAUUUCCUUUUUUUUUUCUUUUAAUACUCAUUUUUUCUAAACUUAACCUUUCCUCCAAUCGAUCUAAAGGACUAACUAAUA